This is a messenger RNA of Fusarium redolens, 711 nucleotides long. RefSeq names its product HAD-like domain-containing protein. Bases 1 to 711 code for a protein of 236 amino acids. The record is from RefSeq and is a predicted model, not a curated record. Gene Ontology annotation, molecular function: beta-phosphoglucomutase activity; sugar-phosphatase activity. The transcript is spliced from 3 exons. Lineage: Eukaryota; Fungi; Ascomycota; Sordariomycetes; Hypocreales; Nectriaceae.
AUGUCCGAUCAUGAGUCCAAAGCCCAUGAGCUAACCUUUUCUGGAUUCCUUGUCGACUUGGAUGGUACCAUCAUCGAUUCAACAGCUGCAGUUGAGAAUCAUUGGCAGGAUGUCGGCAAAGAAAUUGGCGUGGAUCCCAAGGUCAUCCUUGAGACAUCUCAUGGACGACGCAGCUUAGAUGUUCUAGAGUUAUUGGCACCAGCAUACGCCAACUGGGACUUUGUCAAGCGAAUCGAAGCCGCCAUCCCAGUGAAUCACGGACAUCUUGCUACCGUGAUACCGGGCGCUGCCGCGUUCUUGCAAUCGCUGACUACCAACUCAGCGCCAUGGGCUAUUGUCACUUCCAGCAGUUCCUCUUUGGCAACCGGUUGGCUGAACGCCUUUGAUCUUCCGUCUCCUGAUUCUGACCGCCUAAUUACCGCCGAGUCUGUCAAAGUCGGCAAGCCUGAUCCAACUUGCUACUUUCUCGGACGCAAGAGCCUCGGCUCCAGUGGUGAUGACGGAGAAAGUCUGCUCGUGAUUGAAGAUAGUCCCGCUGGAAUUCGAGCCGGCAAAGAUGCAGGUUGUAAGGUUCUGGGGCUAGUGACGAGUCAUACUUAUGAGCAAGUCAAGUCAGCUGGGCCAGACUGGAUUGUCAAGGAUUUAAAAUCCGUCAAGAUCUUGGGAAAGAAUGGCGACAGAGUCAUGGUCGAGAUAUGCAACACAAUAUAA